CUCAGUGCUCUGUACUGUGAGGGUGUUUUAUGAAAUAUUAUACUUUUCUAAGUUGUCCGUCAUCUCCCCGUCUCUCUCCCACCCCCUUUUCCCAUCUCCAGACUCCAGCUACGUCCAGUACUCUGGUAAUUCCUACUUGGAGUUUGAGGGCAUAGACCUUGGUGCCAACAACAACAUCACUGUGAGGUUUCAGACCCAGGAGGCCCAGGGGACCAUCCUGUACGUUGACCAAGGAGCAGUGACCAGGGGCUUCUUUUUCAUGAAACUCUUCAUCCAGGAGGGAAUGCUACAGUAUGUCUUCUCCUGUAACCGAGAGGAAGGGAUCAGAAGGAUCAAUACAUCCAUCCGUGUUGACGACGGCAAUCCAUACAUCGUCUACGUCAGACAACAACUGGCGCCAUGCGAAGCGGAGGUGGUCGUGUCUGGGUAUGAGAGAGUCAGAAGCCAGCCCAGCAACUACUGGUCAGGACUCACCAUACAGAGAACGAGCCAUCUGUUUAUAGGGGGCUUGCCUCGUCGAUACCUGCCAUAUCAGGGAGCCCAACCCUUCUCCAACUACACCGGCUGCGUAGAAAUAAUUGAAAUUAAUAAGCUGCGGGGAUUCUACACAUCCAGUGCCGUUGCCGGCAGCAACGUAGACAACUGCAGGUCCCAAUGGGCCCCACCAGGUCCCCCAGAUGCCUUCACUAGAAGUCCAUAUGAUUGGACCACCAUAUCCACCACUCUGAGAGGUCAAGGUUCAGCAGGAGUCAACACAUCUGUAUGGACCCAGCCACCACCAUCCCAACCACCACCAGUUCCUACCCGCCCCUGGCAACUGGCUCCUACCAGUCCCUGGCAACCGGCUCCCUCCAGUCCCUGGCAACCAAGACCAGUUCCUACCAGUCCCUGGCAACCAAGACCAGUUCCUACCCGUCCCAGGCAACCAAGACCAGUUCCUACCCGUCCCAGGCAACCAAGUCCAGUUCCUACCCGUCCCAGGCAACCAAGUCCAAGUCCAAGUCCAGCAACCAAGUCCAGUUCCUACCCGUCCCAGGCAACCAAGUCCAGUUCCUACCCGUCCCAGGCAACCAAGUCCAGUUCCUACCCGUCCCAGGCAACCAAGUCCAGUUCCUACCCGUCCCAGGCAACCAAGACCAGUUCCUACCAGUCCCUGGCAACCAAGUCCAGUUCCUCCCCGUCCCAGGCAACCAAGUCCAGUUCCUACCAGUCCCAGGCAACCAAGUCCAGUUCCUACCAGUCCCAGGCAACCAAGUCCAGUUCCUACCAGUCCCAGGCAACCAAGUCCAGUUCCUACCCGUCCCUGGCAACCAAGUCCAGUUCCUACCAGUCCUUGGCAACCAAGUCCAGUUCCUACCCGUCCCUGGCAACCAGCUCCCACCCGUCCCUGGCAACCAGCGCCUACCCGGCCACUACUGCCAAUUCCUACCCGGCCCUGGCAAACAGCCACUACCCGCCCUCGGCCACCACUGCCAGCUCUUACUCGUCCCUGGCAACCAGCUCCUACCCAUUCCCCACCACCAGCCCCUACCCAGCCACCAACAGCUCCCACGCAGCCACCACCACCACCAGUCUGCCAUGCUGCCCUCUGUCUUAA
Messenger RNA from Oncorhynchus tshawytscha (Chinook salmon), 1597 nucleotides. RefSeq names its product mucin-5AC-like. The record is from RefSeq and is a predicted model, not a curated record. The transcript has 6 exons. NCBI's taxonomy places the organism in Eukaryota, Metazoa, Chordata, Actinopteri, Salmoniformes, Salmonidae. Bases 260 to 1597 code for a protein of 445 amino acids.